CUCAGCUUAUGGCUGGUUGUUUUGGGCUUUGCUUGGAGCCAUGGAUGGCAAGCCGAGUGGCGGCUAUCCGGAAAAGCCGCAGGCAAGAUGCCUGGGUGCUCAGCAGGAAAAGGCUAUGCAGAGAUGCCAAGCGCUUCUCUCCCGCCUACCUCCAAUGGAAGGCAGUGUAAAAUACGAGCGCUCUUGGGGAGUCGAAGAGUCAUUGGAACAGUUCCAAUGCCUUAUGCGACAGCAUGAGCUGCAAUCCUCUGUGGGGCAAAGCCAUGUGGCAGUGCGGAAGACCCACACGGACUUCUGCACUUUGAAUGCAAUGGAUGUUGCCAAAAUCGCCCGGGAAGCAUUCUCCAUGCCUGAUACUCUAUCAAAGGCGAAAGCCUUGGAAGAGGUGAAGCUUGCCACUCAGAAGUUGCGCAGCUCCAUGAAGUUGAAAAACAUCAAGGAGCUACAAUCUGCUGGGAAGAUCGAGAUGAUGGAGAAAGAAAUCCAAAAAAGCAAUGCCGAAAUGACCACACUUCGGAAGUCGAUUGAAGAUAUUAUCAAUGGUGGCGGUCCUCCCUUUACUGGCAAAAACAAAGCAGAAGUGGGAACAAACAGGACUUGGUUCUAUUGCUCGGACUGCCAUGUUGGUGGUCACGGACAACGGUUUUGCAGAUAUCUCCUCAAGCGACCAAACUGGAGGAUCUACCCAAGUGAAAAAUGGUUUGAAGAUCGCAACGGUCAACUCAGCCACUGCCCACUUGGAAAGAAAAGUGUCGAUUUUACUGACGAGACCUACUUCAGCCGAAUAUGCAUGCAUAUCAAAGGACGUAUUUGGCUGGAAGAUAAGCGCAAACUUUAUGAAUUUGUGCCGGAUUUGAUGCCUUACACUUAUGUGAUCCAAAACAGGCAAUGGCUUGGAGAAGUGCCGAAAAAUGAAGCAGAUGCCAGUCCAUGGCCAUGGUUUCUAAAGGAGACGGACAGAAAUUGGGGCACGAGUGUCGUGUGCUGUGCCAGUGCAAAGGAAUGCUUACAAAAGGCAAAAGGCGAUGCAGUUUAUGUCGUGCAGAAACACAUCCCCGAUCCGCUGCUUUACACCAACGGGGAAAAGUGCCACAUCAAGUUCUACAACCUUUUGAUCGGCCUUGACGAUGGUGUGACCUGGCGCCUUUACACCUACAAGGAUGGGUACUUGAGCAUAUCUCCAAAACCUUGGUCACCAGAAGAUUUGUCCAAGGAGUGCCAAGUAACAAUCAUUCGCACCAAGAGAAUAAACGACUGGCCCUACUGGCCAAAAGUCUAUGGAAAGUGCAAGGCUGGCAUAGCCACGGUCAUCAAGCGAGCUGCAGAGCAAGGAAAGCUGGAGGGUCGAAACAAGAUUCAGUUUGAAAUCAUCAGUGCAGACUACAUCGUCACCAACAACGAAGACGUCUAUUUGCUUGAAUUCAACACAGGACCUGUUCUGAGGGAUGCCGAAGACUCUCCAGAUGUCCAUGAUGCAGGGAUGGUUGACGGCGCCUUACACAUUGUCGAGCCGUGGGAAGGGGGAUCUCCAGAGCUUUGGGAUUUGGCACUCGAAUGCAAGGGUCAGCCGCCCAAGCAAGACGAGUCAUUUACAGAUGGUUACAAUUAAAAGAA
Messenger RNA from Durusdinium trenchii, 1614 nucleotides. The record is from the annotation of a GenBank genome assembly. Lineage: Eukaryota; Dinophyceae; Suessiales; Symbiodiniaceae.